Staurois parvus is the source of this 331-nucleotide messenger RNA. The record is from the annotation of a GenBank genome assembly. NCBI's taxonomy places the organism in Eukaryota, Metazoa, Chordata, Amphibia, Anura, Ranidae.
UCACAAAGUCCCUGCUGAUGAUUCCCUGCUGGCACCCGGCGAUCGCCGAGGAACAGUGACAGGGGAGAGACCUUAACAUGCUGCUGUGUACUUCUCUGCACAGCAGAUAAAAACACAGUAGCAUGUUUCCCUAGUAAAACACACACAGCUCACUUAGUAAAACAGCACACUGUUAACCCUUUGAUCGCCCCAGAUGUUAACCCUUUCCUGCCCAGUGUCAUUAGUACAGUGUCAGUGCUUUUUAUUACCACUGAUCACUGUAUUGGUGUCAUUAGGAGGUCAGCGGCAGUUAGUCAGUUCCCCCCCAGUGUCAAAAUGCCCUAUGCAAUCC